Molecule: messenger RNA, 933 nt
Organism: Radiomyces spectabilis
Lineage: Eukaryota; Fungi; Mucoromycota; Mucoromycetes; Mucorales; Radiomycetaceae
Exons: 14
Coding region: 1-933 (310 amino acids)
Source: RefSeq, a predicted model, not a curated record
AUGUGCUUUCGUCAAGUUCCUGCUGCUUCCAUCAAGACCAAGCUUCAAGGCAUCCCUACGCAGCUGCGCCGUCGAAAAGGUUGUUCACAGCCGAUCGCCCAUUCUUCGCCUUUCUGUUGGUGCAUCCGUUACAAAAACACCUCUAUGCGUCCCCAGCCUAAAGUGGUAUUAUCGUCCACCAUUAAUGCCACUCAUGCAUUUGUCGGGUAUAUGGAAAGUUGGCGGGAUGGCACAAUCGGCGAUUUACGAUCAAAGCAUGGAUCGAUAAAGCUUGGAGACGCUUUACUGACAGCAUGGGUGAUUUUUCUGUGGCCGCUGUUCCAAGAGAAGAGUUCCAGAUCUUUUCCUCUGCCUGACUACGGAUUAUACACGGCGGAUUAUCAGUUGUCUCAUCGCUUGCUGACAUCGAUACAAGACAAACAGCAGAAUCGCUUCAAGAACGACUCUCCCGUCCUCGUUCCGUUUCCGUUGGUGCCACGUCUUUGGUUCCAAUUUGACUGGAUGUUCCUCUGCCCUUGCUGGCUGGCCACCAAGCAAAUAGCAACUCGCAUGCUUGAGAUACAGCAACCAUGGCGAAAACGGAGGCGAAGCGAAGUUGGCCAGGUCGGGAUACUCGUUGGCCGUAUGAUCAAGGCUUGGCGCGAUACAGGGAGCGUCAACUUUCAAAGGCAGCUACGGCGAAAACGGGAGACUCAAACAAGAUGGCCAGGCCGGGACACCGUAAAUAUGGCGAUCAAGGCUUGGUGGGACGAAACGUGGAUUACCGUGCAUACAACUGGUGAGGAGACACAAGGCCGGGAUACUCUUUGGUGCACGAUCAAGGCUUGGCGCGAUGAAAGCAUGGACCAUCUAGCGAACGGUCGUGUCACUCGUUGGCGAAUAACCUUGACGAAUACAGAGACGGCGCAAAUAUAUGACCAGCUUGGAACUUGA